This is a messenger RNA of Racocetra persica, 601 nucleotides long. The record is from the annotation of a GenBank genome assembly. NCBI's taxonomy places the organism in Eukaryota, Fungi, Glomeromycota, Glomeromycetes, Diversisporales, Gigasporaceae.
AUGAUAGACAAGACAAACUUCCAAAAAUUUCUUAAACACAACAAACUUACUAUAAGUGCUGUAGAGUUUACUGGAUCGUUAUCUAAUAAUGAUAUAGAACCAUAUAUAUGGGAUAAACUUAAUAAAAACCAUUCAAGCCAACGAAAAAUAAUUAUUCAAUAUCUUGAAACCCAUUUAAAGCCAAGCCUUCCCACUAGUAUUGUUAUUCAUGAUGUUUUCCAAUCCAGGAACUUUCUUAAUAUAAUGACAGAAGAGUCUCCAUUUCUAUUUAAAACUCAAGGCAGUACUGAUUUGAUAUUAGCAGAAAAGAGUUACAUUGAUGGAUUAAUCCCUACAAGUGGCAUUCAUUGUAUAAUGGAGUUCAAAAAAUCAGUACAAGAGCAACAUAUUAUGCAGGUUGUUCCAGAGAUAGCUGCUGCAGAUUUUUUAACCAAUGAUGAAAUUAAAACCAUUGGGGUAUUGACGGAUUUAAAUAGUUCGUGGCAUUUAUUUUGGCUAAGUGAGGAAAAAAAAUUUAAAACAGUUAAAUUUUCAAAUCACAAAAAGGCUAUUGAAACUAUUGAUAAAAUGGUUUCAUUGAAAUGUAUGCUAGGUUUAUCAG